AUGCCACACAAUAAAACAAAUUCAUUCAACAACACAAAUCCAAACACAUAUAACACAAACAGCUCACAUGCACACCAUAUAUCAACAGAAUUCAAUCCAAAUGCAUCAGCCUUCUAUCCAAACGAUCCACCACCAUCAACAUCAUCAAAUUGCUUUCACUUGAAGGACUUUAAAAAUACACAAAUUCUACUUGCAACAGCAAUCAUAAAAGUCAAAUCAUCUGAUGGAAACUUUAUAAAAUUAAGAGCUUUGAUUGAUCCUGGAUCACAAGCUACGUUUAUAACGGAAUCAGCAUCUCAACUUUUGCGACUCAAAAAAUACAAUACUUCAUUUGAUAUUUCGGUAUUAGGGCAGAACAAAAGCGGUUCUUGUCAAAACUAUAUUGAACUUACCCUAAGUUCAAAUUAUUCAGAUUUCACUAUGUCGACAAAAGGUUAUGUAUAUAAAACAUUAACAGGGCUUUUACCAAGUCAUGAAAUUAUUUCAACAAAAUGGAAACAUAUCCAAGGUUUAAAAUUAGCCGAUCCAACAUUUCAUCGACCAUCAAACAUCGAUAUUUUGUUAGGGAAUGACGUUUAUUGCGAAAUAAUUUUGAAUGAAGUCAUUCGUGAUGAUGAACAAAUAUGUCCAAUCGCUCAAAAAACCGAAUUUGGUUGGAUCAUUUUAGGAAAAGUACCGCUUGAAAAACCCAACUCUAUUCAAGUCUACACACAAAUUGUCGACAUAGACACACAAAUGCGAAAGUUUUGGGAGAUUGAGGAAUCUCCAUACCAAAAAACCGAAACAGAGGAAGAUGAAGCGUGCGAAAAUCACUUUUUAGAACACGUCAAGAGGUUGCCGGGAGGGCGUUUUGAAGUAUCGUUACCUUUCAAGGCAAAUCAACGGCCAGAGCUAAAAUCAACACAACAAACAGCAUUAAGGAUGUAUUACAAGCAAGAAGAAAAGUUACUUAUCAACCCAACAUUACACGAAGAAUAUAAUAAAUGUCUGGCAGAAUAUCUCAAACUUAACCAAAUGGAAGAAGUGGAUAUCACUCAAGACAGCAUCUACAACUCACCUUUUCACAACAUCGUUCCACAUCAUGCCGUCAUAAAAGACUCCAGUACAACCACAAAACUGCGUGUAGUCUUCAAUGCAUCAUUUAAAACUUCGAAUGGAACUUCGUUGAAUGACCAUCUUAUGACUGGACCUAAGACACAAACAGAUAUUAUAGCAAUAGUUUUAAGGUGGAGAACACAUAAAAUUACCUUUACAUCUGAUAUAGAAAAGAUGUAUAGACAAAUCUACAUUCAUCCAGAUGAUGCAUAUUAUCAAAUGCUGUAUUGGCGUGAAGAUACAACAACACCAGUUAAACUCUACAAGGUAAAGGUUUUGAUGUUUGGUACUGCUCCAGCUCCAUAUUUAGCGAACAGAACUCUCAAAAAACUUGCCUCUGACGAAGAAUCAGCAUACCCACUAGCCGCCCAAAUAAUCCGUGAAGACAUGUACAUAGAUGAUUUAGUUUCAGGUGCUGACACAUUAGAGGUAGCCAACGAAAAGUACCAUCAAAUUUCAACAUUAUUAACUUCAGCUGGAUUUCAUCUUCGUAAAUGGAUGAGUAAUGACAGGGAAUUUUUGAAAUCCAUUCCGGAAGAAGACCGAGAAACAAGUGUUUCUUUGACUUUCGGAUCUCUGGAUCACACGAAGACUCUUGGAAUCAGUUGGUUCCCAUCUACUGACUCAUUUUCUUUCCAAAAGAUCGUUCUCGACAAUAUCGUUACAAAACGUUCCAUUCUUUCAACCAUCGCUCGUCUUUUUGAUCCAUUAGGAUGGAUAGCACCUUGUAUUAUCAAGGCUAAGAUCAUCAUGCAGCAAUUAUGGCUGAAGGGCCUCUCAUGGGACGACAAUAUUCCAGUUGAAUUACAACAAGAAUGGCUCUCUUUUCAAGAAGAGUUAGACAUUUUAGAAGACAUACACAUUCCAAGAUGGAUAAACACUCAAACUGACAUCAAACAAAUAGAACUCCACGGAUUCAGUGAUGCAUCAAUUAAAGCGUAUGGAGCCGUCGUCUACCUUAGAGUAUUAGACAACCAGAACCUCAUACACACUCAUUUGCUCAUUUCUAAAACAAAGGUAGCGCCUGUAAACACAAUAUCGUUACCAAGAUUAGAACUUUGCGGAGCUGUUAUGCUGGCAAAACUUCUCGAUUAUACCCGAUCAGUUCUUCCAUUUAAAACCGUCCAAUUAUUUGCAUGGACUGAUUCUACAAUAACAUUGAGCUGGAUAUCUGGAUUACCAUCAAAAUGGAAGACAUUCAUAGCCAAUAGAGUCACCGAAAUUCAACGGUUGACCAAUGUAAGUAUAUGGCGACAUAUUCCCACCAAAUUAAACCCAGCUGAUUUAAUAUCUCGUGGUAUCCUUCCAUCGAAAUUGAAGAUCAAUACACUAUGGUGGAAUGGACCACACUUUUUUCAUGAAAAAUGGGAUUUCUCAGUACCGAAACAACCUGCCCAAUUAGAAACUGAAGAAGAAAAGAAACAAAUCAAGACUCAUGUCACCAUCAAAGAUGCUAAUGGCAUUCUUGAUGUAGUUUGCAAAAAAUCCAAGCUUAUCAAGGUAUUAAGAAUCGUCGCCUUAGUAAACAGAUUUAUCUAUAAUUUAAGAAAGGAUGAUGUUUUAAGAAUGAAAUCAGUUCUUUCACCCAUAGAACUUGACAUUGCAUUGCGUACAACCAUAAGGAGUGUUCAACAAUUCAUGUUUUCCGAUGUCAUAAAAGAACUCGAACUUACUAAGAGAACAAAGCUUAAUAAAUCUCUAAACAUGUUUAUUGAUCGAUCUGGUAUUAUAAGAAUUGGUGGCCGACUACAAAAUGCCAAUCUUACAUAUGAUCAAAAGCAUCCUAUUGCAUUGAAACCAGAUCAUAACUUCUCGAAACUCAUCAUUGAAGAUGCUCAUGAGAAAACCCUACAUGGAGGUAUCCAGCAAACAAUCGCUUUUAUUCGAAAUCAAUUUUGGAUUUUCAAUAUGAAAAGAACAGUGAAGAAGUGGUUGAGUAAAUGCUUCACUUGUUUUAGUAAUCAACCCAAAUCAAUGCAACAACUGAUGGGAAACCUUCCUGCACCCAGAGUAAAUAUGUCACGACCAUUCACUCACACUGGUGUAGACUAUGCCGGCCCUUUGGAAGUUAAAACUUGGAAAGGAAGAAAUUCCAAGAAAUUUAAAGGAUAUUUUGCAAUUUUCAUAUGUCUCUCCACCAAAGCAAUUCAUCUUGAAGCUGUAACAGAUCUCACAACUCAAGCCUUUAUCGCCGCGUUCAGAAGAUUUAUAUCUCGAAGAGGAAUAUGUUCAAAUAUUUAUAGCGACUGCGGUACUAAUUUCAAGGGUGCUAAUACCGAACUUCAAAAGAUGUUAAAUGUAGCCAAACAUGAUUAUAAAGAAAUAGCUGACUCACUAAGUAAAUUGGGUACCAAGUGGAAAUUUAUUCCUCCUGCUUCUCCUCACUUUGGUGGUUUAUGGGAAGCAGGAGUGAAAUCAGUCAAAUACCACUUAAAACGGGUUGCCCGAAACCAAGCCCUAACAUUCGAGGAGCUCAGUACGCUUCUAACACAAAUAGAAGCUUGUCUUAACUCGAGACCCCUUUGUCCCGUUACAGAUAGCUUAGAUGAUUUUAACGCCCUAACACCAGCGCACUUUUUGAUCGGCACAUCAAUGCAUACAGUCCCUGAAGCCAACCUACCAACUGAAAAGAUAGGCUACUUGGACAGAUGGAAACGACUACAAGCAUUACUGCAGUCAUUCUGGAAGGAAUGGAGCGGAGAAUAUUUAACAAGGCUUCAAAAUCGACCGAAAUGGUUGAAAAUCGAAAAACAACCUAAGAUCGGAGAUUUAGUCUUGCUGAGAGAUGAAAGACUUCCACCGUCACAAUGGUCCCUAGCAAGGAUUGUUGAAACCUAUCCAGGACAAGAUGAAUUGAUCCGCGUUGUAAAAGUAAGAACCCAGAACAACGAAUUCAAAAGGCCUAUCACAAAAAUCUGCCCACUCCCAUCGAACAACAUUGAUACAGAAACCACAACAGUGUAA
Eupeodes corollae is the source of this 4059-nucleotide messenger RNA. RefSeq lists its product as uncharacterized. Bases 1 to 4059 code for a protein of 1352 amino acids. Lineage: Eukaryota; Metazoa; Arthropoda; Insecta; Diptera; Syrphidae. The record is from RefSeq and is a predicted model, not a curated record. Gene Ontology annotation, biological process: DNA integration. The transcript has a single exon. Gene Ontology annotation, molecular function: nucleic acid binding.